Messenger RNA from Carassius auratus (goldfish), 1505 nucleotides. Its product is annotated as methyl-CpG-binding domain protein 2-like. The record is from RefSeq and is a predicted model, not a curated record. Gene Ontology annotation, cellular component: nucleus. The coding region runs from base 259 to 1056 and encodes 265 amino acids. Gene Ontology annotation, biological process: DNA methylation-dependent constitutive heterochromatin formation; negative regulation of transcription by RNA polymerase II. NCBI's taxonomy places the organism in Eukaryota, Metazoa, Chordata, Actinopteri, Cypriniformes, Cyprinidae. Gene Ontology annotation, molecular function: methyl-CpG binding. The transcript has 7 exons.
GGGCGUGCGGUUGCCAGGCGCUGGGUCACUCGUGUGGGAAGUGCUGAAAUUUCAACGCGUCACAGCCGCGUUAAACACGGAUCACACGCAGAUUCUUACCGCUGAGGAGCUCGCGGCCGGCGGGGAGCCGACAACCGUCCUCCGGUUGAUUACUCAUCUGCUAACGAACUACUCCACCGGGGCUAGCGAGCGUCACUUUCGCGCGAGCGUCGCAGGUCUCGGAUAUUAACCCUUCUGAUCGAGCUGAUCGAUCAAUCAAUGAUCAUGGAGAGGAAGAGGACGGAUUGCCCUGCUCUUCCACCCGGCUGGAAGAAGGAAGAAGUGAUCCGGAAGUCCGGGCUGAGCGCUGGGAAGAGUGAUGUCUAUUACUACAGUCCCACAGGAAAGAAGUUCCGCAGUAAACCUCAGUUAUCCCGUUACCUCGGGAACUCGGUGGAUCUGGGAUGUUUCGACUUCCGCACGGGCAAAAUGAUGCCCAGCAAGAUGCAGAAGAACAAGCAGAGACUGCGCAGCGACAUCCUCGGCCUGAGCAAGGGGAAGCCGGAUCUGAACACAGCGCUGCCCAUCAGACAGACAGCCUCCAUCUUCAAGCAGCCGGUCACUAAAGUGGUCAAUCAUCCCAACAACAAAGUGAAGACAGACCCCCAGAGAGCCACGGAGCAGCCCAGACAGCUGUUCUGGGAGAAGCGGCUGAAGGGUCUGCGGUCGUGGGACGUGUCGGAGGAAGUGCUCAGGACGAUGGAUCUGCCCAAGGGUUUACAGAGUUUGGGGCCGGACUCGACGGAAGAGACGCUCCUGUCGGCCAUCGCUAGCGCUCUGCACAUGAGCUCGGUGCCCAUCAUGGGUCAGACAUCCUCAGCGGCCGAGAAGAACCCGGCCAUAUGGCUGAACACAUCACAGCCGCUCUGCAAGGCCUUCACCAUCACAGACGACGACAUACGGGAGCAGGAGCUGAAGGUCCAUCAGGCCCGGCGCAGUCUGGAAGACGCUCUGAUGGCCGACGGUUUGGCGCGAGCCUCCGAAUCCACCCGAGACAUGGAGGGCAGAGCGGCGUGAAGAGACACAGGUUUGUUAGUGCACUGGAGUCUGUCUCCCGCCCUGGACGCCCGGAUGUGAUGUCAUCAGUCUGCGUCAGCGGCACACGUUCAUGACCAAUAGCUUCAACCAAGGCCUUUUUCAACUAGAGCAUAUAUUUUUUCAUGUACAUAUCUAUAUAUAAUUGAGAGCAAUGCUUAUUUUGUGUCAGACAGAAGAAGGAGAACUCAAAACACAGAGCAAUACUUCCUCGCAUCAGAUCAGGUCUCCGUCGCCGGCUUGUGUUGAGAACUCUUUCACUUUUGUUUGGUGUCGUUGCUCUCUUCAGGGUUUGUGAGAAAUUAUGAAAUACGUCUGAAGCGUGUGAAUGGAAAACUGCUUAUUUAAGAAAAAAAAUUUAUACCUUGAGAUAAAAAUGUGUACAUUUCUUGCAUCGUCCUAGAGGAAAUAAAUGAUUAUAUUCACAAAUA